AUGCUCGGGAGAGCGAUGCCGAGCGCUCUGCGGGGCGUCACCUGCCUGCAGCUCCUGCUGCUCCUCUCCGCCGUGGAUUCCCGGCCCCACACGUGGGACCAGGACAGGUUCCAGCUGGAAACCAUCAAAAAAGAGAUCCUGGAGCGGCUGGGAAUGCCGGCUCCCCCCGUCAUCCGGCGCCAGCUGGACCAGGAGAGCAUCCAGAGAGCGCAGCGGCUCUACCAGCAGAAAGUGGCGGAGCUGGCGGGGAACCGGAGCCGGGAGGAGGAGGAGGAGGAGGAAUCCGUGUCCAGAACCCGGCGGCUGCACCGCCUGACCCCCACCUUGUCGCGCUGGUUGGACAUCCCUGAGCGACAUCAGGACUCUCAAGGACACCGGGACGCUCAGGGACACCGGGAGCCCCUCGGUCCCUACCGGUACCACCUCCUGCUGUCCCGCACCGCGGAUUUCCACCGGCAGCUCCGCGUGGUGCGGGCGGAGCUGAAACUCUUCAAGCACUCGCUGUCCCUGCCCGGCGCCUCGCUGCCACCUCGGGUCACCAUCUACACCCUGCAGGGGGCUCAGGGGACCCCCCAACUCCUGCGCAGCCAAGAGCUGGAUGGGGAUUCCCAGAGCCUGGACCUGACAGAAGCCAUCCAGCCCUGGGUGGCCGGACCCGAGGCCACGCUGAGCCUGGAGCUGGAUUUCACCACCGACAUCUCUGCUGCCCUGGCCACCUCCUGGGGGGAAACGGCGGUGCUGGAGGUGGAAACCCAGGAGGAACCAGCUCGAGCAGCCAGGAGAGCUCGGGGGCUGGAUGAGGAGUGUGGGAGGAGCGAUGGGAAGUGCUGCCUGAAGUCGCUGAAGGUUUCCUUCCAGGACAUCGGCUGGUCCGACUGGGUGAUCGCCCCCAGCAGUUACUACAUGAGGUUCUGCGAGGGGUCCUGCCCCCACAACUACAAACCGGCCAGCAUGCACGCCCAGAUCCAAUCCCGGGUGCACUCCCUGUCCAAGGCUGCCCCUCCACCCUGCUGUGUCCCUGCUGACUACGACCCCAUGGUGCUGAUGCACCUGGACAGCGAGGGCAGGCUGGUGUCCAGCCUCUUCGAGGACAUGCUGGUCACCAGGUGCCACUGUGCCUGAUGUGCCACCAUCCCCACUCCUGGCAGCUCCAGCAUCCCAAAAUCCAGAUCCUGUGGCACCAAGUGAGUCCAUCCCAGCCCUGGAUCCACCACGAGCUCAGCCAUGGGGUCUCCAGCAUCAGCAUCCCAAAAUCCAGAUUCUGUGGCACCAAGUGAGUCCAUCCCAGCCCUGGAUCCACCACUGAGCUCAGCCAUGGGGGUCUGCACCAUCAGCAUCCCAAAAUCCAAAUCCUGUGGCACUAAGUGAGUCCAUCCCAGCCCUGGAUCCACCACUGAGCUCAGCCAUGGGGGUCUCCAGCAUCAGCAUCCCAAAAUCCAAAUCCUGUGGCACCAAGUGAGUCCAUCCCAGCCCUGGAUCCACCACGAGCUCAGCCAUGGGGGUCUCCAGCAUCAGCAUCCCAAAAUCCAGAUUCUGUGGCACCAAGUGACUCCAUUCCUGCCCUGGCUCUGCUGUGCAGCUCAGCCCUGGGGUCUCCAGUUCUGCCCCAGUUGUGAACUUCCCCCUCAAUAACUUAUUCCUCUGUCUCCUCUCUUAUUUAAAUCCAUAUUUUAGGAUUUUUAGCAGGUGGAUCCUUCCCACCCAAGAGACCCCCAUGGCCCAGGGUGGGUCUGUGCCCAUGUGUCCAUAUCCCACUCCAAACCCUCUUCUCUGCUCAGAGACUUAUUUAUGCAAUCCAGCUAUUUAUUUCUAACUUAUUAUAUUUUAUAGCAAAAUAUCCUUUUUGGGGGGGAAAGAGGAAGGUUUUUUUUUGUUUUGUUUUUCUAUUUUAUAUAUUUCUAUAAAACCAGAAUGAUGUAAUAAUGAUGAAUAAAGUGAUUGUAACAGGGAUUCUGGCUGCUCCUCCUGCACACUUUGGGGGUCUCUGACUGGACCCCUGCUCCUGGGACCCUCAGCUCCCCUGGGAUGACUCCAAGUGGAUUUGCUGGUAAAUCCUCAGGGUUUUUCCAGUGCCAGCAUGUGAGUAAUGCCUGGGCACUGCUCCCAGAGACCUUUGAGUUGUUUGUGUCCUUGGGAAGGGCUCUGGGCACAGCUCUGACCCCUGGGGGGACAUCCAGCUGGGGGGUGACCAUUGCCCCAUUUCCAGCCCUGGGACCCCCCUGGGCACCAAAGGAAUGGGGGAACCCCCCCUGGAGGUUGGUGGCACACGUGGUGUCCCCAAGAGACUCCUCGUGGCUCCAUGGGGUGGCUCUGCUGGUCACAGCUCCUUUCUGUCCCCUCUUCCAGUGGGAUCUGGGGGUGUCUGGGCUUGGGGGAGGUGGGAUUUGGGAUCUCUGCUCUGGGGUGGGGUUUGGGGACUGAGGUGGCCUCUCUGGGGACAGGGACUGGAGACACCUGGCUCUUGGUCCCUUGGGACCCCAAUUUUGGGGACAUGAGCUCUGGGAACCUGUCCCUGAAGGUCCCUUAGGACCCCCUGUUUUGGGAAUUUGUCCUGGAGGGUGUUGGUCCCCUGGGGACAAAGGCUCUGGGGACAUAUCCUUGAG
Messenger RNA from Oenanthe melanoleuca, 2603 nucleotides. RefSeq names its product growth differentiation factor 15 (gene GDF15). Bases 1 to 1122 code for a protein of 373 amino acids. Gene Ontology annotation, biological process: SMAD protein signal transduction. Gene Ontology annotation, molecular function: growth factor activity; cytokine activity. The transcript is spliced from 2 exons. The record is from RefSeq and is a predicted model, not a curated record. Gene Ontology annotation, cellular component: extracellular region. Lineage: Eukaryota; Metazoa; Chordata; Aves; Passeriformes; Muscicapidae.